Molecule: messenger RNA, 637 nt
Organism: Plectropomus leopardus (leopard coralgrouper)
Lineage: Eukaryota; Metazoa; Chordata; Actinopteri; Perciformes; Serranidae
Source: RefSeq, a predicted model, not a curated record
GUUUGUUGACGCCUUAGUUACAAUCAGAAACAGACACAACGAUGUCGUGCCGACCAUGGCCCAGGGCAUCAUCGAGUACAAAGAGGCCUUCCCCCAGGACCCGGUAACCAACCAGAACAUCCAGUACUUUCUGGAUCGCUUUUACAUGAGCCGCAUCUCCAUUCGGAUGCUCAUCAACCAGCACACUCUUAUUUUUGAAGGUACUCUGAACCCGGUUCACCCAAACACUAUUGGGAGCAUUGACCCUCACUGUCAAGUUGGAGAUGUAGUUCAAGAUGCCUUCCACAGUGCCAAGAUGCUGUGUGACCAGUACUACCUCCGCUCCCCUGAUCUGAUCCUGCAGGAGAUGUGCAGCAAGAAGAAGAAGAACCUUCCAAUGACCAUCGUAUACGUGCCCUCUCACCUUUAUCACAUGCUGUUUGAGCUCUUCAAGAAUGCAAUGAGGGCCACCAUUGAGACACACGACAAUAGCAACAGCCUUCCACCCAUUCAAGUCCUGGUGUCACUUGGAGACGAGGACUUGUCAAUCAAGGACGUGUUACUACUUGUUCUGAUGGAUACAUGCACAGCCAGUGAUUCAGCACACGAUAAAGAAAGCACUGCUAAAAGUGAAGUAGUUUAAGGUAUGGUUGCUAAU